UUAUGCCGAGUCGACGUCCACACGUGAAGUCGCGUUUAGGCUGUGCUCAAUGCAAGGCUCGUCGCGUCAAGGCAAGGACAUCGAUCUCACGUGCGACGAGACGUACCCAAAAUGCAGGAAUUGUCAGCGGUUCGGGAAGAGCUGCUCAUAUGCAUGGGCAGACCCGUACUCCAAAGCGGCGAAUAUUGCAGAUAUUUCUUCGCCAACUAGCAGUCCUGAAAAUCACGCCAUGGGGAGAGACAUUCCUUCGAUGGUCCAACUCACGUUCGACGCGCUGGACAUGAAGCUGAUGCACCAUUUCUCCACAUCGACGGCGAGGUCGUUGUCCUUGAUCCCGGAUGCACAGCAUAUAUGGCAACACUCGAUACCGAAUUUGGCUUACGAACAACCUCUGUUGAUGCAUGGUAUUCUUGCCCUGGCCGGAACACAUCUCGCCUACUCCAUAUGUAGCAUCGAGGAUAUGCCGCGGAGCCAGGUCUACGUACGAGCUCUCCAUCAUCAGCAACUUGGACUCCAAUUGUUUCGCCACCAGCUGCAGUACCUCGAAGAUACUACUGCCGAGUAUGAACCUCUGGUCAUGUUUUCCGCCAUAAUAUGCAUCUUGACUUUCGCUCAGCUGCAAACUACUCAAGAGAAUUUCAAACUCACCAACAUCCUUGAAAUAUUCGCCGCAUUACGAGGGAAGCGAGCUCUGUGGGCGUCAGUAGGGAAAGCGCCUCAUAGCCAGGAGUUGGCAAAGCUUUUGUACGAGCCGCGAGACUCCGAGACGCCAGGGUUUGAAUCCGAACUGUUAGCACUGGCCGGUCUUCAAACUGCAGCCAAGAAUCCAGUGCUGAAGGACGCUAUCAUACAAUUACGACCGUCCUUAGUUAGACAGGCCCCUGAAUUUCGGCUCGUUGGAGGCUGGCCUACAACUGUCUCUGACGACUUUAUCACCCUCUUACAGAUGAGGGAUUCGAUGGCACUACAAAUCUUGCAGAGUUACUGUGCUGUUUUGUCAUCUCUACGGGAUCUGUGGUGGGUCGGGGAUUGCGGAGAGAAAUUCCGUAGAGCGACUGGUCUGUUGAACUGA
This is a messenger RNA of Colletotrichum gloeosporioides, 1072 nucleotides long. RefSeq lists its product as uncharacterized. Gene Ontology annotation, biological process: regulation of transcription by RNA polymerase II. The record is from RefSeq and is a predicted model, not a curated record. The coding region runs from base 50 to 1072 and encodes 340 amino acids. NCBI's taxonomy places the organism in Eukaryota, Fungi, Ascomycota, Sordariomycetes, Glomerellales, Glomerellaceae. Gene Ontology annotation, molecular function: DNA-binding transcription activator activity, RNA polymerase II-specific; zinc ion binding. The transcript has 2 exons.